GUUAGUUGAUAUCGGGACUGCGCGUCGACAAGUCGAGUGAUUUCUAAUUAGAAAUUGUUCAAGCGUUUGAUAAAAAAUAACAGUAUUUUUUCACGUUAUUUUUGUUUUUAUUUUGUUGUUUUUGCACUUCUUGUUGCCGAAAUGUGUUAUCUAUAGAGAACGAAAAACGAAAAUGUUUGCUGCCUUUAAUGUAAUUUUAUACUCGAUAUCCACUAUAUUUAUUCUUACAAAUGUGUUUCUGGCGUGUGCCGACAAGGUCAGCGUGGUGGAGUUGACCAAUUCGUGGACGCUGCGCAAUCAAAAUGGAUCCAUAACGAAAUCUGGACUUAAAAUUCCCAUAAGUGUUUACUCAGCGCUAAGCUCUACUUACGGCGAUGUGUUGCAAUCGAAGAAUGAUGUUAAUCUACGUUGGAUCGCUUACGAUAAUUGGACCUUUACGAAGCAUUUCAAUGUUGAAGAAGAAGACUUUGCCAAUGUGAAUGCGAUCAAUCUGACAUUCUACGGCAUUGACACGGUGUCGAUCAUCCGACUAAAUGGCAUAAAUAUCGGUAAAACGGAUAAUAUGUUCAUGCGUUACAAUUUCGAUGUGCUGCGCUAUUUAAAACAAGAAAAUGUCUUGGAAAUAGAAAUCUUCUCACCCAUUUGGGCCGCCAAAGCACUGGCGAACGAAGGUGUGCCAUGGAACGUGAUAGCGCCACCAGAGUGUCCACAUGCAUCGUACAGGGGUGAAUGCCAUCGUAAUCUGUUGCGUAAGAUGCAGAUGAGUUUUGGCAGUGGUGUGGGACCCGCUGUGCCCUCGGUGGGAAUAUGGAAAACAAUAGCUUUGGAAUAUUAUGAGGUUGCCAUUUUGCGUUUCGUCGAUAUUGCUGUGGAGCAAAAUACCACACACUGGAUCAUGGAUGUGCAUGCCUUCUUUAAUACUGUACUAUCGUAUGAUUUCUUUGGAAAUAUCACUUUAUUUGCACCUGACCUAUUGACAGAAAACCCAUACAAAGUGGGCCUAAAAACCAUAAGCUAUCAAUCGCCAAGGGUAACAUUUCAAGUGCCGGUACCCAAGGAAUCCGUCGAGCUGUGGUGGCCCAAUGGCUAUGGUGAACCACAUCUCUACCCAAUAUUCGUGUCAGCGACAUGUUGGUCGCAGACUGAUGAACCACAAUUGCGGGCAAAAACUGUUUCACAGCAAUUAGUGAAAGUUGGUUUCAGAACUGUGGAAUUAAUUGAAGAUCCCGAAGAAGGACAGGGUCGCACAUUUUACUUUAAAGUGAAUGGUGUACCAGUUUUCAUAAAGGGUGCGGCAUAUCUACCCGCCGACAUAUUGCCCGAAAACUAUGAUGAUGCUGAAAAAGUGGAUCAUAUCUUAAGAUCGGCACAAGAGGCGAACAUGAAUCUGAUACGUGUCUGGGGUGGUGGUCUUUACGAGUCUAAAACCUUCUACGAUACCGCAGACAAGUUGGGUUUGAUGGUUUGGCAGGAUAUGACCUUCACUAAAGCCACUUAUCCGGUUAUAGACUUCUUCGUCGAAUCAAUUCGUGUUGAGACUUCGCAGAAUGCCAAAUUUCUCGCAUCGCAUCCAUCUUUGAUAUUGAUAGUGACUAACAAUGAGAUCGAAUUGUUUAUAGUGCAGAAUAAAGAAAGUUUUGGCUCGGAACAUGAAUACAAACGCCUAGAAAACGAGUACAAACAACUCUUCAUGGGCACAAUUAAACCGGAACUGAAUGUCAUAUCACGCAAUUCGUUUGAUCCGCGUCCGGGACCAAUGAUCUCAACACCAUCGAAAGGUAUUGAGGAGAACAAAAAAGAUUUGCCACUGGAUUUGCAAAGCGUUAACUAUGGUGAUGUCCACUUUUGGCAGGAAUAUUCCGAUGGCUGUGAUCCAGACAUAUAUCCGCGCGCACGCUUUGUCAGUGAAUACGGCUUUCCGAGUAUGCCAGCAAUAACAUCGUGGAAUCUAACAAUGUCGAAAGACGAUACAAUCGUCGAUUUGAUUAAGCAUCGUCAACACAGCAUAUAUGGUAUGACGCCGAUGUUACAGUUAAUCGAACGACAUAUACCUUUUCGUGCAUCCAACUGGGAGCACGACAUCAACGACUUGGUCUACUUCAGUCAACUUACACAGGCCAUGGCCGCUAAGACGGGCACAGACGUAUUUCGCAGUCAGAGCGUCAAUUAUCGCACAAUGGGCGCAAUAUAUUGGCAUUUGAAUGAUGUGUGGGUGGCGCCCACCUGGUCCAGCAUUGACUACUACGGCAAUUAUAAACUUCUCUACUAUUGGUCCAAAGAGUUCUUCGCACCCCUUUAUAUAGUCGCUUUGAUGGAUGCCAGCAACAAGCGCAUCAAUAUAACUUUGAUCCGGGAAGAGUAUAAGGACUAUCCUGACGCACGCAAAUAUGUAGAAUCGAUAAAUCUUUACUAUUGGGAUAAAUUGAUUAGCAGGAAGUCUUUUACGCGUGACGAAGUUUUAGAGACUAAUUCCGCACAGCAACGUUCUGUGGCACUGGAUGAGUUCAUAUCUCCACCAUUUACAGUUAAGAAUUCCUUUUUAGAAAUUACGCUUAGCAAUACUAAAGGAGAAGUACUCGCAUCAACAUUUUUCUUACCCACGAAUAUGAAGAACAUUGAGGGCAUAACCGAUCCGAAGAUUACAGCCGAAAUAACCUGGCGGUAUUGCAAUGAAGAUGCGCUCUCGCUGAAACGCCGCAUCGCUUACAGUCUCUUGGUGCGUGUCAAAUCGCCUGCGCUCUACGUGUUCAUACAAAUCGUACAUCCGAAAAUCAAAAGAUAUAAACUCUCGCAGAACGGCUUCAUACAAGCAGAACCCGUUAAAGUCAUACAUCUGGAAUAUGAGCAUCCAACGGAAUGUAUGACCAUAUCGAAUGAGAAUAUAAAAGUACAAACCAUGAAUCAAUAUCUAUUAGCCGAAGCGGAGAAAAAGGCGCAAAGCGCAACGAACACACGAAGACGGCGACGCCGAAAACUGGACUUGUGAUAAGACAGAGUUUCGUUUACUGCUUAAAUAAGUGCUAUAACGGUUGCUAUUUAAUACAUAAGAUGUGCAUUGUAUAUGCGUAUGUUUGUAGGUGUAUGUGAUAUAUAUGUAUGUAUAUAACAAGUGUUUGAGAUUUAUUGACAGUUGUGUCGCAAUAUGACAAAAUCUGUUUAUGUGAAAUGUUAUUAUUGUUAUUGUAAGUUGUAAAAAUUAUAAAUAUAAUUUGUUAAGUUAUAAAGUACAGUUCGCUGCAAAAUCGCUCAGCUUUUAUCAAUAAUUUCAAAUGUUUUCUUAGCACUGUG
Molecule: messenger RNA, 3288 nt
Organism: Zeugodacus cucurbitae (melon fly)
Lineage: Eukaryota; Metazoa; Arthropoda; Insecta; Diptera; Tephritidae
Product: beta-mannosidase
Exons: 13
Coding region: 173-2986 (937 amino acids)
Biological process (GO): glycoprotein catabolic process
Molecular function (GO): beta-mannosidase activity
Source: RefSeq, a predicted model, not a curated record